Aquila chrysaetos chrysaetos is the source of this 1264-nucleotide messenger RNA. Its product is annotated as outer dense fiber protein 3-like. Gene Ontology annotation, cellular component: cytoskeleton. NCBI's taxonomy places the organism in Eukaryota, Metazoa, Chordata, Aves, Accipitriformes, Accipitridae. The transcript has 5 exons. The record is from RefSeq and is a predicted model, not a curated record. Bases 590 to 1153 code for a protein of 187 amino acids.
CUUAUUCAUCUUUUCCUACUUCAUCUUCUCUUUCUGUUCUUCUUCUUCUACCCCUUUUUCAUCUUCUGUGAUUCUUCUUCACUGUCGUCUUCUCCUCCUCCUCUAUAAUAGUAGUAAGGUUUCAAUUUCUUUCCCACUUGGUCUCUGGGAAAGCAAAACAUGACAAAGGCCAUCUUUACAUUUGCUUUAAGUUAGUUUAGCAACUGUUUUGGGAUUUAAUACUUCAUAACAAUUGCAUUUUGGUGGUGUUCUGAUUAAUUGCACAGUGCCUACACUGUUCUUGCUGGAAGUCAUUGUAGCAUUGUAUUGGCCUGCCGCUUGUAUUUUUGCAGGAAAAAAAAAUACACAGGAAGGGAAAUUUUUGAGGCCAGCAACUCCAACUACUCUACUUAGAAACUAGCUUUAAAUAUGGAGUUGCAGGCAGGUGUCCUUUCACAGGCUUUUCUUCCGAUGUUACCUGGUUCACAAUCCCACCAAAACCAAAGCCCCUGCAUACACUUUUCAAAGGGCCAAACCUCCCGUCACAGACAGCUGCUCUCAGGGCCCUCAGUACUAUAUCCAGCCCUCCGUCACCAGGAAUGGGAAGUACAUGGCUCCAGCACAGCAUAUGGGCGGACUUCCCAAGAUAAUGACCGAGGUCACCCCUGGACCAAAUGACUACUCCACCAACAAGGCCAACCAACACAUCUACAAGUGCGCGCCGGCACACUCCAUGGCCUUCCGGCACAAGGCCGUCAAAACCAAUGAACAUCCAGGUCCUGGCACCUACACCCUGCCUAGGCUGGCAGGACCCAACACAGCCUACACCCACGCCAGCCCGUGCUACUCCAUGAAAGGGAAGAGUAAGCACAAUGGCUUUGCUGAAGACCUCUCCAAGACACCAGGUCCUGCUGCAUUCCCCAAGGUGGAACUGGACAUCUACAAAAAAAGGGCUCCCAUGUACACGAAGGGAGCCAAAAGCAGAAUUGGAGGCGACAAAACAGUGAAGCCAGGACCAGCAGACUACUGCCUGGGAGAGAACUCACGACCACCUUACUGGAGUGAUAAACCGCAGGACAGCAGGCCUGCUCCCUUACCUUGGCCCAAAGCCGAGCAGAGGGAGGCCAAAGAACACAUCUUUGCCUCUCUCACUAGCUCAGACGUUCAGUGCUGACACGCACUCACACAUUACAAGCUCUUCAGGAGGACACACUGCUGCAGAAGGGACAAGCCAAGAGCAGACCUUUCUCAUGCACUGGGGAUCAGCAGGGAGGGCAGGGGCAUC